CUCAAAUAAAACUUCCCACCUUGUUUUCCAACUUCUAGAACCCUCCACGCUCUCCCAUAAACCUCCCUCACUUCUUUCAGUAGGGUUUUUAGUUUCACUCCUGUUUCUCUAAACCCAAAAUUUUAUCUUCUUGGUCUUCUCUCUAUUUCUCUAGGGCUUUACUUUGAUGGCUCCAGUUCUAAGCAGAAGCUUAGCUACUCCAUCUUUAGCCUCUCUCCCUUUGACAAACCCCAACAAGGCCUUCAAUCUCAGAACCGCUUUUCUACCUCCAAAUGCCCUCAACAAGGCCUUCUCUUGCUCUCGAUUGAGGUGGAAACUUGAGAAGAGAAACAACCGGAUAGCGGUUCGAUGUGAGGCUUCAGCUGUCGCUGAGAAAGAGGCCGAAGAGACCUCCGGGGAGAAAUUUGAGUACCAAGCCGAGGUUAGUCGCUUGUUGGAUUUGAUUGUUCACAGUCUAUACAGUCAUAAAGAGGUCUUUCUGAGAGAGCUUGUAAGUAAUGCAAGUGAUGCUUUAGAUAAGCUUAGAUUCUUAAGCGUGACUGAACCCUCUCUGCUUGGAGAUUCGGGAGAACUAGAGAUACGCAUCAAACCUGAUCCAGAUAAUGGGACUAUCACUAUAACGGAUACGGGAAUUGGAAUGACCAAAGAAGAGCUUAUUGACUGUCUUGGAACAAUUGCUCAAAGUGGUACUUCCAAAUUUCUUAAGGCUCUUAAGGAAAAUAAGGAUCUAGGGGCAGACAAUGGUUUGAUUGGGCAAUUUGGUGUUGGAUUCUAUUCUGCUUUUCUUGUUGCUGAGAAGGUUGUUGUGUCCACAAAGAGUCCAAAGUCAGACAAGCAAUAUGUUUGGGAAGCUGUAGCAGACAGUAGCUCCUAUGUGAUUAGGGAGGAAACUGAUCCAGAAAAUAUUCUAGUCCGUGGCACACAGAUUACACUUUAUUUAAGGUCAGAUGACAAGUAUGAAUUCUCAGAUCCCACCAGAAUUCAGAAUCUGGUGAAGAAUUAUUCCCAGUUUGUUUCUUUCCCAAUCUACACUUGGCAAGAAAAAUCAAGGACAGUUGAGGUAGAGGAGGAAGAACCACCAAAAGAAGGAGAAGAAAACCCAGAAGAAGUGAAGAAAAAGAAGACGACUAAAACUGAGAAGUAUUGGGACUGGGAAUUAGCAAAUGAAACAAAGCCAAUAUGGAUGCGAAAUCCUAAGGAGGUUGAAAAAGACGAGUACAAUGAAUUCUACAAGAAGACUUUCAACGAAUUCUUGGAUCCACUUGGAUAUACUCACUUCACAACAGAGGGUGAGGUGGAGUUUAGGAGUGUUCUGUAUAUUCCUGGCAUGGGUCCUCUAAACAAUGAGGAUGUAGUAAACCCAAAAACAAAGAACAUACGUUUGUAUGUGAAACGUGUAUUUAUCUCAGAUGAUUUUGAUGGAGAGCUGUUUCCACGAUACUUGAGCUUUGUGAAGGGUGUUGUGGACUCUGAUGAUCUUCCACUUAAUGUUUCUCGAGAGAUCCUCCAAGAAAGCCGUAUUGUGAGAAUUAUGAGAAAGAGGCUUGUCAGGAAAACUUUUGACAUGAUUCAGGAGAUUUCUGAAAGUGAAAAUAAGGAGGAUUACAAAAAGUUCUGGGAGAACUUUGGCAGGUUCCUAAAGUUGGGAUGCAUUGAAGACUCUGGUAAUCACAAGCGUAUAACACCAUUGCUUCGGUUUUACACAUCAAAAAGUGAAGAGGAAUUGACAAGUUUGGACGAGUAUGUUGAAAAUAUGGGUGAGAAUCAAAAGGCUAUUUAUUACUUGGCAACCGACAGCUUGAAAAGUGCCAAGACUGCUCCAUUCUUGGAGAAGUUGGUUCAAAAAGACAUUGAGGUUCUCUAUUUAGUUGAGCCUAUCGAUGAGGUUGCCAUUCAGAACCUGCAGACCUACAAAGAGAAGAAAUUUGUUGAUAUUAGCAAGGAAGACUUGGAACUUGGUGAUGAAGAUGAGGUAAAAGAGAGAGAAACCAAACAAGAGUUCAAUCUUCUCUGUGAUUGGAUAAAGCAACAACUGGGAGACAAGGUGGCCAAAGUCCAAAUUUCUAAGCGACUAAGUUCAUCACCUUGUGUGCUUGUUUCUGGCAAGUUUGGAUGGUCAGCUAACAUGGAAAGGUUGAUGAAAGCACAAGCGCUUGGAGAUACAGCAAGUUUGGAGUUCAUGAGGGGAAGGAGGAUCCUGGAGAUUAAUCCAGAUCAUCCGAUUAUUAAAGACUUGAAUGCUGCUUGCAAGAAUGCGCCUGAAAGCAGUGAAGCCAAGAGAGCAGUUGACUUGUUGUAUGAUACGGCAUUGAUCUCCAGUGGUUUUUCUCCUGACAGCCCUGCCGAGUUAGGUAACAAGAUAUAUGAGAUGAUGGCAAUGGCACUUGGAGGAAGAUGGGGUAGAUAUGAGGACGAUGAUGAAGUGGAAGCAUCAGAAGUUAGUGCUGCUGAAACUGAUACGAGUGCCAGUGAAGCUUCAGAGAACCAAGUGAUCGAACCAUCGGAAGUAAGGACAGAGAGUGAUCCUUGGCAAGAUUGAAGUGUCGUAAAAUUUAAAUAAAAAUUUUCCUGUAUUAUCUGAUUGCUAUUAACAAAAUAAUCCAGAAGGAAAGAAAAGUUGUGGGUUCGGUUGGGGAAGAUGAGGAGGUUAGUGAUAAUGGCUGUUCCUAUGGUGGAUUAAAGUUACUUAUACGUGAUGAUUUUAAUUUUUAAAGCAUCCAAGUAAAGUUGUCUUUUGAGUU
Messenger RNA from Gossypium raimondii (Peruvian cotton), 2741 nucleotides. RefSeq names its product heat shock protein 90-5, chloroplastic. The transcript has 19 exons. Gene Ontology annotation, biological process: cellular response to heat; protein stabilization; protein folding. The record is from RefSeq and is a predicted model, not a curated record. Gene Ontology annotation, cellular component: plasma membrane; protein-containing complex; perinuclear region of cytoplasm. Lineage: Eukaryota; Viridiplantae; Streptophyta; Magnoliopsida; Malvales; Malvaceae. Gene Ontology annotation, molecular function: ATP-dependent protein folding chaperone; ATP binding; ATP hydrolysis activity. The coding region runs from base 167 to 2539 and encodes 790 amino acids.